Molecule: messenger RNA, 1707 nt
Organism: Heterotrigona itama
Lineage: Eukaryota; Metazoa; Arthropoda; Insecta; Hymenoptera; Apidae
Source: the annotation of a GenBank genome assembly
CGGCGCUGCUACCACCUUUCUGUCAAUUUGUUCACGUCGUUUUUGCAUUUUUCUUCAUGAUACCCAUUCAUUUUUUGAUUUUUGAUACACCACGCGAAAUGAUUUUCUUUUCAUCUUUCACGAGAUAAAGACGCAUUUAUUAAAAUACAUUAAUUAAAUGCUGUUACAUUUUGACCUACGUAUAAUUGGGUUCGCCUUAUUUCUCUUAACCUAGCUGAGAAGUUAACCAUUUACCUACUAUUAUCUUCUGAAAAAUUAAAAUUUUCCUACGAAUGAAAUUCAGUGUUAAAAUUAAGUCUGGCGUGAAUAAUUUAUUGCGUAAUAAGUGGAACUUGACUUAUAAAUUUGAUAGAUGACAUUGUCUUGAGUUAUGUAGUGAGUAUGGUAGAAGAAAGUGCACUUGAAGAAGAUCUGGAUGUUGAUGGACUAUGUGAAAUGGUUUCUGCUUGUCUUCCUGAGUUUUCUACCAUUGAGAAAGAAGCAGUGUCCAAAUGGCUGUUGGAUGUUGAAAGUAAAUUACGGCAAGAAAGUAAAGAGAAUGAAAAUUGUCAACCCCAGGAUCCCUUGAGUCAUAUUAGUUUAACAGCUUUAUUACCUCCUGGUACACAGAGAAUGAGAGUUCACCAUCUUUCAGAAACUAGCGAUGCUGGAAGUGAUUCCAGUGGAGAAUAUUUUUCGGAAGAAUCAUCUUGGCAUCAAGUAGCACUUUUGCAAGAAAUGUUCCCAGCUGCAAGUCCAGCAGAAGCCAGACAUUGCUUGGCAGUUGCUGGUGGUGAUAUAGCAAAAGCAGCACAGCUUGCGCUUCAUAGACAAGAAGCGGGACAGAGUAUCGUUAGUAACCUUACUUUUCUAACACCAAAUGGUCGUAACAAGGCUAGAGUGAAUGACGAGGAAUUGAAAUCACGUAUCAUAGCACGGUAUAGUUAUGUCGAUAGGGAUGACGAUUCACGCGAGCAUCGUCCAGUCGCACCGAAAACAGAACCAAAAAAAUUAGUACGCUAUUUAGAUAACAAGAUUGUGAGUGUGAAGGGAGAACGAUACACUGAAGUAAGAAGGGGCGGCGAAGAGGAGGAUGGCAAUGAAGGUGGGAGAAAAAGAGGUCAUUGCCGACCGUAACCAGCCCCUUUGCCUCCACCCCCCGAUCCACCCCCUUGGAGGCAUCUGAUUUCAAAUUAAAGCUUUCACUUAGAUUCUCUUGUCUUGCUUAUAAAGAAAUGCGGACAGGAUGUUGAAUUUCUACAUACUUGCAAGCAUACUUCUUUUUUUCAAUUGUUUUUGUCUUAUUUACAGUGACUUUUAUGGAUUUUAGAAUUUUUUUUUUAUCUUUUUGUGCGUGAUAUUAUUCAUAUUGUGAUUUAAUGCAAGAGAUUUGCAUUUUGACAAAUCACAUAUAUGCAUAUGACGUACCGUUCGUGGUAUGGAACAAUGAAAAUUUCUUCCUAACGGUACAUUGCUAAUAUAAUGAAUUAUUAUUAUUAUUACGUCGCAGUUUAAGUACCUGUUAACGUAUAAUUAACUUACGUUUGAAAUUUUCUACUCUUUAUCAAGUGUACAAUGAUCACAAAGUAAAUUUAUGAUUUUUAGUUUAGAGAAUUUUUUUUAUGUUAACGAACUUAUAGGUUAAUUAAAAUGUAAUUGCAAAAAGCAAUUUUGUAAUAUUUUAUUGUUUUUAAUAGUUUUUUAGACUUUAAGAUCAGCGCUAUAAUU